Oldenlandia corymbosa var. corymbosa is the source of this 708-nucleotide messenger RNA. The record is from the annotation of a GenBank genome assembly. Lineage: Eukaryota; Viridiplantae; Streptophyta; Magnoliopsida; Gentianales; Rubiaceae.
AUGGCGGCGGCAGUUGAGGGUGAAAAGGUUCUCCUCCCGCCAGAUGCGGCUUCAACAAGUAAGCUGCUCGAUGGUUGGUUUGGGGGUUGGAAUUGGAAUAUUUGGGGCGGCGGCAGCCCCUCCGGCUGCGGAUGCAGCAACCCGCCUCCCACCGGCGGCUGCGGAUGCAACAAUGUUAAUCCUCCAGUAGUUCCAACUCAGCCACCGUGCAGCCCCCCACCGCCAUCACCGGCGGUUCCACUUCCCUCGCCACCCCCGCCGGAGCUUCCUCCAUCCGUUCCCCCGCCGCCAUCACCGGCGGUUCCACUUCCCUCGCCACCCCCACCGGAGCUUCCUCCACCAGCGCCGGUAUGCGGCACCUGCACCCCCCCAUCGCCGCCGGCACCGGAGCUUCCUCCACCCGUGCCCCUCCCGUCGCCGGAGCUUCCACCUCCGACUCCACCGCCACCGCCGAGUUGCAUGGCGACGCUGGGUGGUUCAUGCACAACCGAUGCUCAGUGUUGCGGAAACCGGUGUCAAAGGGUUUACCGCGAACGAAACGGGCAGGUUAUACAAAUUGUGAAGCCUCCUCGGUGCUGUAUCUGGCAAGGCGGGGACUGUAGCCAGACUCCUCAAAACUGUUGCGACGUUAGAGCUAGACCAGGCGUCAUUAACCAAGGAGUUUGUGCAUCAGGAAUAUGUACGGACUCGGGAAGGAGGAUCGCUUAA